UAACCACAUAAAAAAUAAAAUAAAAACUAUAAACUCCAAAUUCACUGUCUUUUAGCGCCAAAAAUAGUUGAACACAGUAGAGGAAAUCACCAUUUACAGUAUGUACUCCAUAGCUGCAAGCUCUUUCUUCAACCAUUGCAAACCACUCCAGAAUUCACCUUUUCACAAUCCAAACAGACCCUUAUUUACAGUUAUACGCUCUUCUUCAAGUGUUGCUCAAGAAGCCGAUAAAUCAUCAUCUGAGGGUUUGGAAUUUCCGCCAAUAAAGGGGGCGAAAAGGGUAGUGUUGGUGAGGCACGGGCAAAGCACGUGGAAUGCAGAGGGUCGUAUCCAAGGCAGCUCUGAUUUCUCAGUUCUUACUUCUAAAGGAGAGUCUCAAGCUGAAACUUCCAGACAAAUGCUUAUUGAUGACUCCUUUGAUAUCUGCUUUUCAAGUCCACUGCGUCGCUCGAAGAGGACAGCUGAAAUAAUAUGGGGUGCUCGUGAGGAGGAGAUCAUUACUGAUUCUGACAUGAGGGAAAUUGACCUAUACUCAUUCCAAGGCCUCCUGAAACAUGAAGGAAAAGCUAAAUAUGGUGAAGCUUUUAGUCAAUGGCAAUUAGAUGCACCAAAUUUCGUCAUUGACGGUCACUACCCAGUGAGAGAGUUGUGGGCUCGUGCUAAAAGCUGCUGGGACAAAAUCUUGGUCCAUGAAAGCAAGUCUGUCCUAGUAGUUGCUCAUAAUGCAGUUAAUCAGGCUCUCGUUGCAACAGCCCUGGGAUUAGGAACCGAGUACUUCAGGAUUCUACUUCAGAGCAAUUGUGGGGUUAGUGUGCUGGACUUCACUCCACAACCUGAGGGCGGAACCCCAAGUAUCUGCCUUAAUCGUUUAAAUCAGACCCCAGGAUCGCCUGUAGCAGUGGGCAGUUCUGCAGGAAGAAAAGCUAGUAACCGGAUGGUACUUGUCUGCCAUGGAGUGUCAGAGAGUGACCUACAGAGUAGUAUGCCGUAUACUGGCAAUGGCCCCAUGAACAUGCUUGGAAAUAUACAGGCACAGAAAAUAGCAGAGCUGCUUCUCGAUCUGAAAGUGAAUACCGUAGUCAGUGGAACUAAAAUGGCAUCUGUAGAGACAGCUGACACAAUCACCAAAGUUCAAGAAGCUGCUGACUGCCUUGGAGCUGACUGUAUCCCACGCUAUGUGGAAACAAAGCAGAUACCAGAUCUAGAUAUUGAAAGUAUUCUUACACAAUCAGAGAAGGAUGCAUCAGGACUGCAAAAUGUUCCAUCAGGUUGGUUAAAUAGAUUGGAAGAUGAAGUCACAACAUCUUUAUGGGAUCAAUCAGGGAAAGCAUGGAAACAUCUAUUGUAUGAACUAUCACAGAGAUCUGACGGCCAAGACAAUAUAGUCAUUGCUGUUGGUCAUCCUGCACUUCAUAUUUCGAUGAUGGGACACUGUUUAAAUCUGACAAAGGAAUGGUUGGGAUCGUUUCAUCUGAAUGCAGGCAGCAUUAGUGUUAUUGAUUUUCCUGAUGGACCCUCGGGGAGAGGAGUUAUCCGCUGCAUAAACUACACUGCGCAUCUUGGAAGAUGGUCAAUUCCUAUUACUAGAUCAACGCAAGCGGAUGAAGAAUAUUGAAGUGUGAAUGUACUUAAUUGUGGAACUGAGACAAUGUUAAUUAAAAUUACAUUAAAAUUACAGUCCAGAAAUAUGUCAGCUGAAUAUAUUGCUGAUAAAUGGAAAUGAGAUUUCCAGUUUCUUAAUUCCAAGGCCAUGUCUUUUGUGA
Molecule: messenger RNA, 1763 nt
Organism: Lycium barbarum (goji berry)
Lineage: Eukaryota; Viridiplantae; Streptophyta; Magnoliopsida; Solanales; Solanaceae
Product: probable 2-carboxy-D-arabinitol-1-phosphatase
Exons: 9
Coding region: 101-1615 (504 amino acids)
Molecular function (GO): phosphatase activity
Source: RefSeq, a predicted model, not a curated record